Suillus subalutaceus is the source of this 822-nucleotide messenger RNA. RefSeq lists its product as uncharacterized. The record is from RefSeq and is a predicted model, not a curated record. The transcript has 2 exons. NCBI's taxonomy places the organism in Eukaryota, Fungi, Basidiomycota, Agaricomycetes, Boletales, Suillaceae. The coding region runs from base 133 to 459 and encodes 108 amino acids.
UAGAACGUUGUUUUGAAAUGUUUUUAUGAUCAUCAGAGAUAAGAUAAGAUCUUAAGAUAACAAUUGGGUUGAGUCGUCGAUUGGUCGACGCACCCUAGGACCUACUUACAACUAGCCAUAUAAUCAGUUCAGAUGGAUGUUCAGUCCAGGGAACUCACGGUAACUUACAAAAUUGUUCCGCCGCCAUCUACGGUGAUUCCUCCGUCCCUCUCGCAGGAGACGACGCAUAGGUUUUCUAUCACAUCUCUGCCUGACUUGGAGUCGAAGGAGGACGCUGACUCGGAGCUGAAGAGAUAUUAUGCAUCUCUGCGAGCAUCGAUUGCAGAAGCUCGCACAAAACUCGGAGAAGAGUUGACUGCUUGGAGGGAUGCAGUAGGAAAUGCAGAACUUGGAAAAGAAAAGUCUGUGAAAGCUGAAGCCGACGAUGAAGCAGAGGAAGAAGAGAACACAGAGGAAUGACAUUAGACAGGGAUCGUACAUGUGGUCCUCAGUGAACGAAGUCCUGAAUCUAGCGUACAAUUGCGCAUAGUGCAGCACGCCCAGUGGAAUGAGUUUUAAACAUAGUCGUCACAGAAACAAUUACGCCUUCCCCUUCCGCCUCAAUAAUUCCUCUUCCUCGGCUUUGAGUUCUGCAUCUACCUUGGCCCCUUUCGACGGUUCAUUCCCAUGAGAAGUGGCUGGUCCAAGAGGAUUGACGUUAGGAUCCUCGAAGGGAUUCGUUGAUUCUUCGCUACGUGAGUGCUUGAUGGCAGCAGCGAGUCUAUUGCCUAUGCUCCGUCCGUCUCUGUUUGUCAGUUGUAAAUUUCGGAGCGGUGCCUGAAG